AUGUCAACAGGUUCCAGAUAUGAAAGGAAACACACUGCUCUGGACAGAAACAGGUUCACUCCUCUGCCAGGUAGCCCACCAGUGUAUCUGCUGAAUAUGAAAUCAGCAGCAGGUCAAUUCAACAGGAAGGAAUUUGGAGAAGCAUCAUGUAGAAAUCUUUCAAAAAAAACCAUCAUGCUUGUUGGUGCCACUGGAUCUGGCAAAACAACCAUCAUCAAUGGCAUGAUCAACUACAUACUGGGAGUUGACUGGGAGGACAACUGGAGAUUUAAACUGAUUGAUGAAGAGACCAAUGAAUGGCAAGCACACAGUCAGACCUCAGAGGUGACAGCCUAUCAGAUUCACCACACAGAGGAAUUCAAAAUUCCACAUGCGAUCACAAUCAUUGAUACCCCCGGAUUUGGGAACACCAGAGGAAUCAAACAAGACAAAGAGAUCACAGAGAGGAUUAAACAGUUUUUUGCAAACAGGAAUGGCAUUGAUGCAAUUGAUGCAGUGUGCUUUGUGGUGCCUGCUUCUUUAGCUCGUUUGACACUGAGGUACAGCUUUGAGGCAAUCCUGUCCGUGUUUGGGAAGAACAUCGCCAGCAACAUCAUCACUCUGGUCACCUUUGCUGAUGGCAAAAGUCCUCCCGUACUGGAAGCCAUCAAAGAGGCCAACUUUCCAUGUGCCACACGGGGAGAUGGGACACCUGUCCACUUCAAAUUUAACAACUCUGUCCUUUUCGCCGACAACACGAGAGGCAUUGGUGAUGAGGGAGACUUUGAUUUCAUGUUCUGGAAAAUGGGGAUGGCCAGCAUGAAGAAAUUCUUCACUCAGCUAGGGAAGAUGGAAACCCAGAGUCUGACCCUGACAAAGGAGGUUCUCCAAGAGCGCAGACAGCUGGAGGCAACUGUUGAGGGAAUGCAGCCACUCAUCAGAAAGGGUUUGUCAAUCAUGGAGGAAAUAAGAGCCGCACAAGCUGUACUGGAAAACUACAAGAGCCAAAUUGAAGCAAAUAAGGACUUUGAAUAUGAAGUAGAGGUUGAGAAAUCUUACAGGAUUGACAUUCCAAGAGGAACUUUUGUCACCAACUGCCAUGUAUGCAACUACACCUGUCACUACCCCUGCUAUAUACCGAACGAUGGCGAUUUACGGCAAUGUCCUGCAAUGAGAAAUGGAAACUGCACAGUGUGUCCUGGAAGAUGUGUAUGGAGUGUUCAUCACAUCAUGACCUACAGAUGGGAGUUUAAACGUGUGAGAGAGAAGAGAACAUAUCGAGAGUUGAGGAGUAAAUAUGAGAAAGCAAUCGGACAGAAGAUGAACCAAGAGCAAAUUAUGACAAAGCUGGAAAAGGAAUAUCACCAAGCGCAGGCCAAGGUUUUAGAAAUCUUGGAAACUGUAAGUAAAUGCCUGACAUGUCUGAAAGAGAUUGUCCUUCGUCCAGAUCCUUUGUCUACUCCAGACUACAUUGACCUGAUGAUAGAGUCUGAGAAACAGGAGGCCAAGCCUGGAUAUGUGGAACGCAUCCAAGAGUUACUGGAAGUCAGAGAAGGAGCUGUCAUCUUGCAGAAAAUGGCAGAGAAAGUCAGGCUCAGUGAGAAAGAGACAUUAGCAUUCCAAAGGAUGAAAUCAAACACCAAAGCAGCAUUCAAUGACUUUUUGAAAUAUUCUAAAUGA
Engraulis encrasicolus (European anchovy) is the source of this 1659-nucleotide messenger RNA. RefSeq lists its product as uncharacterized. Gene Ontology annotation, molecular function: GTP binding. The transcript has a single exon. Bases 1 to 1659 code for a protein of 552 amino acids. Lineage: Eukaryota; Metazoa; Chordata; Actinopteri; Clupeiformes; Engraulidae. The record is from RefSeq and is a predicted model, not a curated record.